AUCAGUUUACCUGUGCAAGAUUGGUUUAUCAAUGUAUAGGCUAGUCUUUAUAUCCACUCAUAGGCCACCAAAAACAUCCACACAAAUAGAACGUCUAAGGGCCAUAUGUUGUUACACGGUGAACAUUUUAAGAUUAUGUAUAUAUUAGGCAUUUGAAUUAUAUAUUAUAGGUUGAUGAUUCAUUUAUUUUCCAAUAAUUGAUAUGUAAUGGGAUUGGAAAAAUAAUGAUGGACCAGACCGGGAUUUGAACCAGGGCCCCCUGAAUCUCUAGUCAGGUGCUCUACCAAUCCCGCUAUAUGGUACUUGUAUUAUCAAAACAGUCUGACCAUAACAUAACUCUACCCUUAUUAAAAUGAUCUUUGCCCUCAAAGAUCACCCAAUUUCCCUUCCCCUGGCAGGAGUUUACAGGUAAGACACCAAACGUAACGGGGUGAGAGAUCAAAUAAUGGUCACCAGAUCGGGAUUCAAACCUGGACCACUCUAUAGUCAGGUGCUCAACCAAAUGAGCUUAUUGGCACUGGUUUUCAGACUGGUUUUACCAUCACAGUUUUAUGACCAUCCUACAAUUAUAAUGUGUGAAGACUUGCUAAAGAGUAUAUACAUGUGAAUAAUAUAUGCUGUGGUAUGCAGGGAGAAAACAUCAUAGUUGUUGAAUACUCAAAGUCAAACAAUGUCGGGAAAAGGAAUCAUCAUCAAUUAUAUCAAUCGCUGAAGCAGAGAUUUUCCCCAUGAAGAAACUAAUGAGAUUUAUUAACAGGGGAUCCAUCAUGGAGAAAAUUCCAGUUGUUAAAGAUGUGUUGAGACUGUAUGAAGAGGGAAAGGCCACUAGAGAUCCGAGAACAAAGGACCUGUUUAUGCUGUACGAUAACCCGGUCUACGUAUGGAUAAUAACUCUAGUGUAUAUUUUGUUUGUUACUCUGAUCGGCCCACGGUAUAUGAAAAACCGUCCGGCUUUCACCUUCCCUCGAUUCCUGGUGGUGUACAAUAGUAUAUUGGUGGUAUGGUCUACAUACAUGUUUGUCGAGAUAAUAGCCAGUGCAAUCCACGCUGAUUAUUGGAAAAAUGGAUUCUUAUGUUGUGUGUACAAUAAAGACACACAGAAGGACCCCAAAGAAGCUAGGAUGGCGAGGAUCAUACACAUGUUCUUCCUCUCCAAAAUAGUAGAACUGGUUGAUUCUGUUUUAAUGGUGCUAAGGAAGAAACAGGAGCAGAUCUCCUUCCUACAUGUGUACCAUCACUGUUCUAUAGUCAAUAUCUACUGGUGGGUCACCACUUAUAUACCAGGGGGCCAGUCCUGGUUUUGUAGCUCGCUGAAUGCAUUUGUACACAUUAUCAUGUACACCUAUUAUGCACUAGCAGCCAUCCCAUCUAUGAGGGGCAAAUUAUGGUGGAAAAAAUAUAUUACAAGAUUACAGCUGACUCAGUUUGUUUUGAUUUUUUUCCACACCAUCCAGACAACUUUCACGGGUUGUGACUUCCCCCUAUGGAGCCAUGUUCUUCUUAGCAGUUACAUGAUUUCUAUGAUGGUUCUGUUUGGAAACUUUUACUUACAAACUUAUAUCAAAAACAAAAGGGCAGGUUAUAAAAAGACUGAUCUGGCUCAAAAUGGGGUCAGCAAAAAUGGCAGUGUUACCCAUGGCAACAGUGUUAAUGGCCAUUCUAAUGGCAUCGCAAAUGGACACUCGAAAAGUGAUUGAUGCGAGCCUUCAAAAGCAGAAGUGAACAAAUGUAUGAUUAAGUUAAAAAGCAUCAUCUUGUUUUACCAGAUGGUGUAUUGAAACCUUUCUUAAUAUUAUAUUUGUUUGUAUUUGAAUGGAUAUAAUCAAUUCCAUGUAUGGUUAGAGAUCAGUGUACAGUAGAAAUCCAUCUUGAACAGUUAAAUUUUUUUGAAUUGCAGAGAAAUGAAAUAUGCAUAUCCUUUACAUAUUCUCUAUACCCCCACCCCCACCCAUUUAUGCAUUUUUAGUGUGAAGAAAUCAGUGAUCAUAAAUUGUUGCUUUAUGGCCAAAUCAGCUAUUUAUGAUGGACAUCUUUCAAUUAAAUCAGUACAGUGGAGCCUCAUUUAUCCAGAUAUUAAUGAUCUGGAUGUUUCACCUUCUGAAGACAUUUGAAUGGGACUCAAUAAUUAAAUGUUAUAUUAAGAUUCAUUAUUUGAAUGCUCUUGGAACAAAAUUGUUCUUUAUAGCAAUGCCUCACUGUACUUAUUUUGUACAUAAUUUUAAAACAUUUAGAAGACAUUUUUUUGCAUGUCAGAUUAUUUUUUUUACUAGAUGACUGAAAGUCAUAAAUUAUUUUUGGGUCAAUGAGUACAAAUGUGUGUAUCUUGAUUAUAUUGAUUUUUACUAAGUGCAACUUGAACAAAACUGUUGAAGAUUACAUAUUCUUGUUGUUAUAUAUUUUUUUUAUAUCUGAUGAUCAUUUUAUCUUGGUGCAAAAUGUAAAGUGUUGAUUUUUUUUUCAUAUGAAUACUGGUAGAUGUUUUUUUGUUGCUAAAUGACUAGUGAGAUGCAGAGAAUACCUUUUAGAUGAAUAGGUAUUCAAUUACCAACUCUUUUACUUUGAAAAUAUUUCUAGAUUUUUGGCAAGUUCUUUAGUGCCAUGAGAACUAGCAGAAAGUUUUUAUAUUUCUGGUUUGUGAAGCCUGUAAUUUUUUUUUCAACAGUUUGAAUGGAUGUUAGAAUGAAUGGUUGGACUGUUUCUUAAAUAUUAUUUUUCGGUGUUGUGAAUUUUGCUUGUUAUUAUCAUGUUUUAAUACCUGCGUCAUUGAGGCAGGACGUCAAAUUUCUCAAAGAUGUCAAAACUAUAACUGUCAAAACAUGGUGCUUAUAUGGACAGACUCCUGGUUUUUCUUUGCCUGUAUACUGAUGGAAUAUACUUUUAUAUAAAUAAAUGUGUGCAAUCAAUCCUCCUGCCCGAUACACCCCUCCCCCAUUUUUAAACUAACUGAACAUGGUUACUAACCUUUCUUUAAAGAAAAGUCUGUAAUACUGAACAUACAGAAAUCAAUAUCAUGAUAUAUUCAAUUCAAUCUAUUUUGAAAAAACAGAUAAAAAGUGUAUUUAGUUCAAAUAUUUUUGAUGCAUCUAUUAUUUGAGUGUUUGAAUUUGAUCGAGGCAUGAUGUGUAAUGAAUGCAAUAUCAUAUAUUUAGCUACAAAAAUUGUAAUGAGGAUAACGCUCUUCUUCAAGUGAUUUAUUUCUAUACAUGUAAUUUAUUAAUAUAGCCUAUUUUUGUCAUUGUGUACGAGGUAUAUAGGUGCAAUUCAUUGAUAUAUAUGUUGAUAAAAUGAAUGUACAUUUACUUGUACAUUUUAUAAUGUACUUAACUUUAAAGAACACAACUACUUAGGCAGAUACUUUAAGCUUUAUCAGCCAGUUUGUAAGAUUCCUCAAGUCCAAAGGACCAUAGUUCUGUUUGAUUUUCAUGAUUGUCCAGCUGCCAAAUUUCAACAGAAAAAGUGACCAGAAGGAAAUUGAGGAUUUCUGCAUUUGUUGACAUCUAUGUUGAUUCAUAACAGCCUGGAAAGCUAUAGAUACUAUAUAUGCACUGAUUUAUAUUGGUGUUUUAUACAUGUAGUACUGGGUACCGGUACUUUUUUUUUUUUAAAUUGAGAUACCUUGAUUAUUUUCUAAUUUUUUGUAUACAAUUUGUAGAAAUGAUAUUGUACCAUAGUCUACAAAUCAGGUUGUCUCUUUUCUACUUUUGGGAUGGAUUAUUAUUAUUAUUUUUAUUUUUUUGGUGUGGAGCUCCAAUUUCAGCUGUGUAAAUACAUGUAUUACAUGUUGAUUUUGUGUAAUAAUCUAAAUGGAUUAUACAUACAUGUACAUGUACUGGUUUUGGGGGAGGGACAUUCUUAGACCUGGGUUUGUUUGUCAAAAUGGAAAAUUUGGAACAUGACCUGGUCAUCUCUUGAAUUGGACUAUGGAACACAAACUGUUCUCUUUCGUAGACAUUUUUAUUGUAAGAUCAAACUCAUUAGGUAGAGGAAUUUAAAAAAACAUUUUGAUUUCAUUUGUAUCCACCUAUUCAUGCUUAUUUCUGUUAUAGAUUAUAUAGAUGUUGACUCUUGUUUACCAUUUGUAAUAGGGUAUUAAAUUUGAAACUUACA
Molecule: messenger RNA, 4107 nt
Organism: Magallana angulata
Lineage: Eukaryota; Metazoa; Mollusca; Bivalvia; Ostreida; Ostreidae
Product: elongation of very long chain fatty acids protein 2-like
Exons: 7
Coding region: 729-1697 (322 amino acids)
Biological process (GO): very long-chain fatty acid biosynthetic process; sphingolipid biosynthetic process; fatty acid elongation, saturated fatty acid
Cellular component (GO): endoplasmic reticulum membrane
Molecular function (GO): fatty acid elongase activity
Source: RefSeq, a predicted model, not a curated record